UGACGUUGUCCGCGUUGACGAUUACCGACUGACGUACAGUAGUCAUCGAUUUAUAUAAAAGGAAAUUGUUUCAUUUUGUAUAUAUUCAAAGAGAUAUUGUGAGUGAGCAUGGGUCUAACAAUUUCUAGUGUUUUUACAAGGCUUUUUGGCAAAAAACAAAUGCGUAUCCUAAUGGUGGGACUCGAUGCCGCUGGCAAAACAACAAUACUUUACAAAUUAAAACUUGGUGAAAUCGUGACCACCAUACCCACUAUCGGCUUCAAUGUUGAAACAGUGGAGUACAAAAACAUUAGCUUUACCGUGUGGGAUGUUGGCGGUCAAGACAAGAUUAGACCACUCUGGCGCCACUACUACCAGAACACCCAAGGAUUGAUAUUUGUCGUUGAUUCAAGUGACACAAAGAGAAUAGCAGAAGCUGAAAAUGAACUUGCUAAUAUGCUAAAGGAAGAUGAAUUGAAUGACGCAGUUAUAUUGGUGUUUGCUAAUAAACAAGAUAUGCCGAAUGCUAUGACUGCAGCUGAACUUACAAAUGCAUUAAACUUAAACAAUUUAAGGAACCGUCGCUGGUAUAUUCAAGCAACAUGUGCCACUCAAGGGCAAGGGCUCUAUGAAGGAUUAGACUGGCUGUCGAAUGAAUUGGCAAAGAAGUGAGGCAACUGUACUACUGGGAAAUAACAUCAAAUUCCUGAAACAAGGUGUCAACCUUCCAUAUUGAGAAUGUUGUUGAAACUAAAAAUUUGAGACUAAAUUUUUAAUAUAACUUAAAUUUUAUCUUUAUUUGAAUAUUAUAAGUGAGUGCCAGAUUUUGAAUAUUGUAUAAUCUUCAUAUAAAUUUUUUAUAUUCCUUUUAAGGCUUAAAAAUUCUGUUGCAAUACAAUUUAUACAAAAAAAUCAAAAAAACAUAAUGAGAUCCCUACAGUUGUAUUCCUAUGUGUUAGACUUUUACAUAAUUAAACUAAAAAAAUUAUUAAAUUCUAUAAUAUUUUGAAUUAUUAAAAAAUUGUCUAUAAAGUAAAUUUAGUUUGAUUUUAACUGAUUGUUCUAUAUCUGUAUGUUUUGUAUAAAUUGUCUAUUAGCUAUUAAAUAUUGUGGAUUGCAUCUUAUAUAUUUAAUUGAAACUAAGGUGUAUAUUUAAUACCUUUGAUAAUUAAAUAUUAUUGUCUAUAUGAUUGGAGUUUUGAUGGAUAAGUAAUUUUUUUACAACUUAAAGAUAUAAAAUGCAACCCAGAUUGAUGAAACUUACAUUAUUAAAAUUACCAUGCCUCAGACUUGCAUCAUAUUUUUUUUAAAUAGUAUUUUAAAAGUUUAUAAUCAUUAUGAAAUAUAAUUAUGUUAUUUAAACCAUUUGCAUUCCAAUAUUAUUGUCAAUAAACUCUAUUUAUCCUGUACUUAAUUUAAGAUUGGCUUACAAGAAUUGUAUUUAUAUUUAAUAAACCAAACAUCAAGCAUUUAAAUUCAUUAAAAAAUUAUUCUAAUGUGUAUAAUGUUAUGUAUCUUAAUGUUAUGAAAUUUAAAAUAGUUAGCUAAAUAGCAGACACCCUUGAUGUUUACUAUUAAUUAUUAUAAAAUGUUAUUUUAGGUUUACUUUGCACGAAUUUUAUAAUAUCAUAUUUAGUUAGCGUUAACAUAUUACCAAUUAUCUGAUAAUUAAUUUUUAAAUCAAGAUAAGGUAUAUGAAUUAAUAAUUUAUUGUUUAUUCAAGUAUUAACAAGUUAGUGAAGAAAGAUUAUGCACAAAACUUAAGUUUUGCUAUUUAUAAAUGUUGUAGAUUAUAUUAAAAAAAAUAUCUAAAGAUUAUAAUUAUAGUAUGUCAGUCUAAAAAAGUAAAAAUCUCUUUUAGUAUCUAUUUUCAUGCUUUUAAUCAGUGUGAAUGAUUCUUGGUAAUUGGAAAUUUAAGUUCAAUCAAUAUAAGUUUAAUCCAGAAAUAGUAGCCAUUUUAAAAGGGGAAUACAGAAGACAAUAAUUAUUAAUUCAGUUUUAUUUUAUCUUUUGUAUACAGAAAAAUCUAAAUACCAAAUUAAAAGUAAAAGAUUUGGUUAUGUAUUGGACAUUUAAAAAGAAUUAGCAAUCAAUGAUUUUUUUUUUAAUUUUAAGUAUACAUGAUGUAUAUAAAGGAAAAUAUUUCGGCCAAAAAAUGUUUUCAUGUGUAUGUGACAGUAUCAUGCUUACAUUCUUAUACUUGCUUUGGAUAUACACUAAGUUAGUGGAAAAUAAAUAUAGGUGUAAAUAAUAA
Molecule: messenger RNA, 2233 nt
Organism: Vanessa atalanta (red admiral)
Lineage: Eukaryota; Metazoa; Arthropoda; Insecta; Lepidoptera; Nymphalidae
Gene: Arf102F
Product: ADP-ribosylation factor 2
Exons: 4
Coding region: 109-651 (180 amino acids)
Biological process (GO): vesicle-mediated transport; intracellular protein transport
Cellular component (GO): cytoplasm; plasma membrane
Molecular function (GO): GTPase activity; GTP binding
Source: RefSeq, a predicted model, not a curated record